Puntigrus tetrazona (Sumatra barb) is the source of this 4223-nucleotide messenger RNA. Its product is annotated as coiled-coil domain-containing protein 85C-A-like. The coding region runs from base 320 to 1510 and encodes 396 amino acids. The transcript has 6 exons. Gene Ontology annotation, cellular component: apical junction complex. NCBI's taxonomy places the organism in Eukaryota, Metazoa, Chordata, Actinopteri, Cypriniformes, Cyprinidae. The record is from RefSeq and is a predicted model, not a curated record.
GCGCAUUUUCUCACCAUUCAUCUGCUUCAGCGGUUGGAUGAACGGCCGGAGAGUCACAGUGUCAGAAAGAGGAGAUUCCAGCUGAAAUAAACAUGAAAUAACGACAGAAGGGGGAUUCAUAUCUAAAGCGACGCAGCGUUUCCUCACCUGGGUCACUUAAGUUAGUUUUUUUCGUUGCAGAGUUCGGCUUUCGUCCUUCGAAAAACCGGAUUAAUUUGAAUUAUGAGUUUAAUAUCGCUCGCUACGUUUUCGCGAAGGAACGAUUAAAAAAAAAUCGCGACCAGAUCUCUCGCGUCGGACCACGUUUAACGACAGGAACAUGGCAAAAAAUAUCAUAGACGUCCCGAGGGAUGAUUUUAGUAAGAUAUCGGAUGAAGAACUGCUUAAAUGCAGCAAAGAGGAGCUGCUUAGGAGACUCCGGAAAGUGGAUAGUGAAAAGAUUAACUUGAUGCUGGAACACGGGAACAUGAUGAAGGACGUCAACCGGAGAUUACAAGUGCAUCUCCACGAAAUACGGAGCUUGAAGGAGGUCAACCAGAAACUGCAGGAAGACAACCAGGAGCUUAGAGAACUGUGCUGUUUCUUGGAUGAUGAUCGGCAGAAAGGGAAGAAGCUGUCCAGGGAAUGGCAGAGGUUCGGCAGGUACACCGCCAGUGUUAUGUGGAAGGAGGUUGGUAUAUUCCAGCAAAAACUGAAAGACCUUGAAACCAACCAGGAGAGUGUGAUGAGAGAAAAUGUGGAGCUGAAGGAGAUCAUCCUCAUGUUAGAUGAUGAGAGGAACGGAGCCGGAUCUAGGAGCUCCAUAGACAGCCAAUCCAGUCUGACCAAUCUGAACGGAGGUUCUGCUACUGUGAGGGAUGUUGGAGAUGGGAGCAGUACCUCUAGCACGGGCAGCGCUGGAAGUCCCGAUCACCACCACAGCCAUAUUCACAAACCUUCAGAGGGAAAGAUAAUGUCUAUCAGGAGGUCUAUGGAUGAUCUAUCAGCCAACCAUCUUCUCAGAAGCAUACCGAAUGGGCACAAUGGUGAGUUUGAGCACUUGGUUUACUGGAAAGCAUCACACAUUUCUCUAAAUUGUGUUCUCCAGCCCUGUAGCCGUUAUAGCUUAUCAAAGCUGUCCAUGAAGUGUAAUCCGGGAGACCUGCGAGCCCUGCGGAAAGGCAUGACCCUGUACCACUCCGAAUCACAGCUGUCUUCCCUCCCCCAGAGGCAGGAGGCCCUGCUGAACGGGACUGGAAGGCUACAGACCAGUGAGUCUUCUCCUUCUACCGGGUUUGUCUCAUCCGUACAGAAACCUGAAGCUGUGGUUCAUGCCAUGAAGGUUCUGGAGGUCCAUGAAAAUCUGGAAAAGCAGCUUCCAGAAGAAAGUGAGGAAGACCUGAGUGAGAAAGAGAAAGCCAUAGUGCGAGAAAUGUGCAACGUGGUGUGGCGAAAGCUUGGUGACGCGGCAGGGUCGAAGCCGUCCAUCCGACAGCAGCUCUCUGGGAAUCAGUUCAAAGGUCCUCUAUAGCAGCUCCAGCACAUAAGGAACAUCUCUCCUUCUGGUCAGCCAUGAAACUCCAGCAGGACCAAACUGAGAAAUGCUCACGACAUCAACAGCAUACACAAACACUACCAUCAUCCAAUGAGUUCAAAUAUCGCCAUUAACAUUGGACCGCUGCACUCCAAUUGUGAACAUGUAAAGCAAUAAUCCGCAUUGUUUGACUAUAAAAAAUGUUUUUCUUUAUUGAUGAAAUGGUAUGAAUUACCAAUUCUGGACUAUUCAGUUGACAGCUACCCAACGGUCAAUUUGACCGAAUGUAGAUUCAAAAAAGAAACACUAAAAGGACAGCGUCAUUUGGGACUGGACCCAUGAUGAAGUGUUUACAACUGGCAGCUAGUCGUGGUCUGUCAGCUUGCCUCUUUUGUGUUUUACCUCAUAUUAUUGUUUUUACAUAACAGUGACGUCAGAAGACUCAUUAUUGUUUUCUCACAGUCUUUUGAACAAAGUUGGGUCAUCAAACCGUGUUUUACUCCUUUCAGAGUGAUAUCAGAUGAUGCUCACUAACUCCACUGUGUUCUGGUACCUUUCCUGUGCAAGUAGUGUACAGAAAGACAAUGUAAGAUAUGUACAAAAGCUUUAAAUCUCUUUGUUAUGUUGUCUUUUUAAAUGUUUUUACUUUUUCUAAUAGCUGUUUUUAAUAAGUACCGACUUAACAGCGUAUGGGGUUUAUUAACAGCUCAACACUUUUUGAACAAUGCAACUCAGACACAAGCAGCACAAAACAUGCUGAAUUAGAUUUUUUCCCCUGUUCCUGUAUGAAAAAUAAAUGAAUUGUUUUUGUAUAUUUAAGAUGUCAGAUUUUAAAACAGUGUGCUGUGCAUGCUAGACAAUCACGUCUCUCAGGUCUGGAGAAAUAGCAAGUAUACAUCAUGUCUGAAACAUAGUAGUUUUGUCCUUUUCCAGCCUUUUUAAGUCCCUGAUUGCCCUGUAAACAGUCAAAACCGAUGCGCUGGCAGAAAUAAUUAUGCUAACCUGAUGUUUUAAUGGUCUAGGUUGUCUGUUGCAACCUUAGGAGUUUACCUACAAAUCUAAUAAAACUCCUGAAGGCCCUUUCUCAUGAUUCAAAAACAAUCAUGCAGUCCUCCACUUUGACCUCCAUAUGAAUGCAUGACAGAUUAUCCAGGUCAAAGUUUAAAUUAAAGCAGCUUUGUGUCUCAAAAAGUGGACAAAUCCAUCAAUAUCCCGCCCCAACUUCAUGUUAAGGUCCAUGAAGGACAACUGUGUCCAUUAAGCGGUUUCAUGGGUUUUUGAGUACUUGUUAAAGGGAAUACUCUGUCACACAGUUAUUGUUGUUGUCGUUUGUUUUUGGUUGAAAAACUAUCCCUCAUGGAAUCCAUUAGAUGCUAUGCAUAUUUCCCACCCCGUGUUUGUUAAUUUAUUAUAUAUUUUGGCUAAUUUGGUAACGCUUUCAGCUAUCAAAAAGCACCAUUUAACAUAUUUUAUGUUUAAAUUCCUUACAUUUCCCUUCAAAAGUCUGCAGGGCCUGCUAUUCAGCAGAGAACUAUUGUAAAACAUUCAUCUUAAAUAGUGAUCAAGAUCCGGAUAUAGCAAGUGAUGUUCAGCUAAUUUAACUGCAUGUCAGCAAUAGUUUAAUGUACGUGAGUCUGUUUUUUCCUGAUAUUCUUUUUAAUGUCAAAUGAACUGCUGAGUUCAAAAACAGGCAUGCUUAUAGUUGAAAUACUACGGAUGUGUUCAGAAUGCAUAACUAGCAUAUCAUUGUGCAAUAUAUACUAAAUACUGUAUCAAAAAAGAAAUAGCAUAUAAAAGCACACAUUGUACAACCAUAAACAGUAGCACCGCAGAUCUGGAAAUAUUUCGUAUUCAAAUAAAUUGCAAUUAAUUCAGUUCAGUCUUCAUACUGGCAAUGUAAGGCGGAGCACACUGCGUUGCGGGAAGUAUGUUAGUAUGCUAUUCUAAACAUAGCCAAAAGAUGUCAUUGUAAAUGGGUAAAGGCUAAAGAACGAGUUUUAACAUAAUUUAACCAGGGGGUUUUUCUCUAUUAGUAAGAGUGCAUUCGAUUGGCUGGCAAUGACUUUUGACCCAUCUGUUACAAACACGAGAAGUUGCUAUUGUUGUUAAUGAAAAGAGUUGCAAGCAGAUCCUUAACAGAUAAAGUGCCGUUUCUUUUGGGAAGCGGUCUGAACCCAAAGCCAUGGUUUUUUUUUUAGUUUUUUGGUUUGGGAAUGAUUUGGCAUGUGCCGCCUCUUUUGUGCAUGGGGUUUUCCUUGGAACCCGUGCACCUACUCCCUGUGUUGUUUUCUUGUGUAAAACCUCUUGGGUCUCAUUUAUAAAACGAGCGUGCGCUCAGAUUCUUGCAGCUCGCUGCUCUAAAUUAUGACGAUCGGGGGAUAUUGUAUGUGUUCAGAUUAAUUGGGAGUCGUUUUCAAGCAGAGAGCUGAAACCAUUCAUUUGUGCGCGAGUUUAAGAUCAUUUGCGAUUCGUGGAUGAAAGAGAGGCGCGAGCGCGACUUCUGGUCGUGCGAUCGUUUUAUGAAUCGCACGUACGCAUUUAGGAUGGUUUCUGCUCAACGUUUUAUAAACCAGGCCCCUGAGGUUUAUCCCGUCUUCAGUGUUAAUAGCUGCGAGCAUGACUGCAGGAGACAUUUUAUGGUAAAGAUGUAAAGACAAAAGGUGUACAAAGUGGACCAGAUGAUUUUGUCAAUAAAGAAAGUAUUGCUUUA